Messenger RNA from Spirodela intermedia, 3999 nucleotides. The record is from the annotation of a GenBank genome assembly. Lineage: Eukaryota; Viridiplantae; Streptophyta; Magnoliopsida; Alismatales; Araceae.
AUGGAGGACGCCGGAACCCUACCAACCCCGCCGGACCGCCCAUUCUCGAUCUUCUCCAAUGGCGGCACCGCCAGGAAAAAGGGCCGGAACAACGCUACUCCGCUGCUGCCGCCGCCGCCGCCUUCGCUUCUCCCUCCGCCGCCGCCGCACGGCGUCUCCGGCGAGGCGUCGACCUUCGCCGACCUCGGCCUCUCCAACUGGGCCGUCGCCACCUGCAAGGAGCUCCAGAUGAAGCGUCCCACCCCUGUGCAGCGCCACUGCAUCCCCCGCAUCCUCGCCGGCGACGACGUGUUGGGCCUGGCCGAGACGGGCAGCGGCAAGACGGCGGCUUUUGCUCUCCCCAUCCUCCAGCGGCUCGCCGAGGAGCGGUACGGCGUGUUCGCGCUGGUCGUCACGCCCACCCGCGAGCUGGCCUACCAGCUCGCCAUGCAGUUUCGGGCUCUGGGUUCUUCCCUGGAGGUGAAAUGCGCCGUCGUCGUUGGAGGGAUGGAUAUGCUCACGCAGGCGAAGACGUUGAUGCAGAGGCCGCACAUCGUCAUCGCCACUCCGGGGAGGAUACGGUUUCUCCUCUCGGAGGACUCUGAUAUUCCGCGCUUGUUCUCGAAUACCAAGGUACCCUUGCUUCAUUUUCCUCCCCCUUUUUUCAUCCAUCAUUGGCGCCAAGAUUUUUUUUUUUUAUUGCAAGAAGAAAUCUAGGGUGGGCAUCUGGGUCAAUCCCCAUCAGAUGAAUUUUUUUCUUCUCACGACAGAAAAAAGUAAAAAUAAUUGAGAUUAGGGUGUUGACCUUCAGAAACAUCUUCUGUUCUUCUUCUCCUUCAGUUCUUCUAAACCCGUGACGGACCCGUACUCUCUGAACGCCUUGAAUUCACCCUACGGCUCAGGCAUGAUCUCGCUCAUUUGAGUGGAAUCGGAAGGAGAAGGGAGAGUUCUAAUUGACUCGCCCUAUGAUUCCACCAUCCUUUUCAGAGAUUUUCCAAGUUUUUUGGACAAAUGUCUGGACUAUGUUGAAUCGGUGCCGCGUUUUUGUAGAUGGGUUUAGGCUCUGUUAGUAGAUCUGCUAUCGAGGUAUUCAAGGGUGUACCCAUCUGCAUGGGAGAGGACCCAUCAAAUGAAAAUCAAGGGUUCAGGAUAUUUUAGAUUCUAGAGAAAAGGUGUGGGCAGACCUCAGAGAAGAUCUAUGAAAUUAAUGACUCCUCAGGUGGUCACAUACGCUUUAUUUAUUCAAAAUUUUCCUUACUUUAACUGCUGUGUUUGAUAGAAAAAAUGCCAUAUAAAAAUAGAUUAAUGCUAGAUUUCAUGUUUUUCUUCCUUCUUUUUCGUGAAGAUUAAAACCUAUUUUUAAUUUCUUUCUUCAGUCAAUAAAUUAUAAAAUUAAACUCUUUUCUUAAAACUCCAAGCAUUGAUAGAAUCAUUGCUGUAUCAUCAGGUGCUACUCUGGCCCAGCAUUAAAUCUAGCACUCUGUUCCUUGCUGAUCAUGCAUUGAACAUUUUAUGGGCAUUUGAUUACUUAUCCUUUUUUAAAUUAUUUCCAAUACUUUAUUUUAAAUUGAAAUCCCUUUUUUGAUACAUUGGCUGAGUGUUGACCUUCUCUGUUAAUUUCUCCUGACAAAUUUAUCCUUUUUGUGUGCAUGCCAGUUUCUUGUUCUUGAUGAAGCAGAUAGAGUUCUGGAUGUUGGAUUUGAGGAGGAAUUAAGGGUGAUAUUCCAAUGUGUGCCCAAGAAUCGGCAAACUCUUUUGUUUUCCGCAACCAUGACAGAGAACCUGCGAGCUCUACAUGAGCUUUCUGCUAAUAGGUCAUACUUUUAUGAAGCAUAUGAGGGUUUCAAGACAGUUGAGACCCUUAAGCAGCAAUAUAUUUUUCUUCCUGAGCAUGUGAAAGACGUCUAUCUCUUGCAUAUCUUGUCAAAGAUGGAAGACUUGUCUAUCCGUUCAGCAAUGAUAUUUGUUUCUACCUGCAGGUAUUAAUGUCAAUCUUGAACCGAAUAUUUUCAAUGCACCUCAUGGUUCACUUUGAUUAUUGCCAUGGUCAAAUGCCUAGUUUUAUCUGCAUCUACCUCCUGCCUCCUCAACUUUCACAUUCUUGACUUUUCUCCAUUCCUAAGAUAGAAUCCAUGUUUUGUUGUAUAAUCUCAUUGAAUGGGGAAAGUAUGAUAAGCCUAAUCACAGGUGGGUUCAUCUUGAGAGUUGGAUUCAUCUGGUUUGAUGCGCAAAUAUGUUUUAAACUAAACGAGGGUGUAACUUAUACACAUUUUUAUAAAAGUUUGGUUUUGGUUAAUUAUCCCUUAAUAUGGAGAGGAUAGAAAGUAUGAGCUGACUUGAAACCCGUUGACCAUGCAGAUGAGACCAUGAGUUGACCAGCAUGCUCCCGCUCCCUCUGUUCUAACAGUGGUUUAAACUCACCAUUGUCUUCGCCCAAUCAGGACUUGUCAUCUUUUGGACAUACUACUCGAAGAGCUUGGUCAAUCUGCAGUGUCCCUACACUCCCACAAGUCUCAGUCUCUCAGGCUCGCUGCACUCAACCGAUUCAAGUCGCGCCAAGUUCCUGUCUUGUUGGCGACCGAUGUAGCCAGCCGGGGUUUGGACAUCCCAACAGUGGAUCUGGUGAUAAACUAUGAUAUCCCGCGGUAUGUUUCUAUAUAUCUAAUCAUCUGCCUCUCAAGAACUCUGUUUGUGGUGAGAAGAACGUUUUUCAUUAAACCAUGGGUAUGAAAUUGUGUCAGCUACCCGCGUGAUUAUGUUCACCGUGUGGGACGGACGGCAAGGGCUGGCAGAGAAGGGGUUUCACUGAGCUUCAUCACUCCGGUAUGCUUGCUAAAUAUGGUUUCUUUUCUGUGAAUUAUUUUCUAUAAUUAGUUGAUUAUUUUGGCAUUUGGUGUUGAGAAUAACCCAAGAAGGGGAAAAAAUAAGAACAUAGGAAGAGUAGGAAGGAAGGAAGAAAGAAAGAAAGAAAGAAAGAAAGAAAGAAAGAAGGGGGGGGGGGUCUCUCAGGAGGUCAGCCAUGCCUUAUUAGCCAUGCUCAGCCUAAGUGAAAAACUGCAAAUAUACCAGCUAUUGAUAGAUAUUUUUCUUCAAAAGGGAAUAUAAUUUAAGCCAUGACACUUGAUGGGUAUUUUUCUUUUACUGCUAAAAUAUGAGUAUUUUUUUCUGAAUUAAGAAUUUGUUAGUUGCUUGCUAGAAGAGGAUGGAAAAGAAUCACAUCUGUGUAUUACUUAAAAUCCCCUCCAGGUCUUUCCAGUUCUUGAGCACAGUUCUUGACUGACUUUGGCAGCAUGGUAUAUAUGUGCAUGUUGAUUUAUAAUGUUCUUUUAUUUUCUUGUUUUGUUUGUCAGAGUGAUGUGGCCCUUAUUCAUGAAAUAGAGGCUACGAUAGGGGAAAAGCUUGUUGCUUUUGAAUGCAAAGAGAACGAGGUUCUUGAGGACAUCACAAAGGUUAUAUAUCUUCACAACACAAUUCACUGCAUCUUUACUAAAAUCAAUAUCAUGCAUAGUGAUAUUUUCCUAUUAUAGCUGAAAAUUUGGAUUUUUGUAUGCAUAUUAUUUCCUCCAAUCUUUUGGGAUUGAGAGAUCAAAUCAUGUUCAAAGACCCUCCACCUAGAUGCUACUGUUUAUUUGAGUAGUUUGUGGAAGUGGGCACCAGGAGAGCGCAGGCUAUAGGAUCUACAUCUAGGUCUAGGGUUUAUAAGUUAAUGUGGCCAUUAAAGCACUGAGAUGGGACGAUUAAAACUUUAAAUGCUUCCAUUCUCUGUGAGCGGUCUUCUUCUUCUUGCAGUAAGUCGAUGCUUGAUGCUUUCUAUAACUAUCACAGAAAGCCUUUAGAUUGACAUUUGAUGGAGAUGAUCAUCUUCAGGUGUACAAAGCGAGGCGUGUUGCAAGGAUGAAGAUGGUGGACGAUGGCUUUGAAGAGAGAGCCAAGGUGAGGAAAUCCCAGAAGCUGAGGGUGUUGGAAGAAAAGGGUCUGCUAAAGAAGAGGAAGCAUGAGAAGAAAAUGCAAGGAUCUUAA